AUGAAGGUGGCCCAGCAGAUCCUGUGGAACUGUCUGAUCGAAGACCCCGCCCUGGUGCUCAGGCACUUCCUGGAGAAGCUCACCGUUAGCAAUCGACAGGACGAGCUGAUGUACAUGCUGAGGAAGCUGUUGAUGAACAUCGGUGACCUUCCAGCCCAGACCUCUCACAUCCUCUUCAACUACCUGGUGGGGCUGAUUAUGUACUUUGUGCGUACUCCGUGUGAGUGGGGUAUGGAUGCCAUCUCGGCCACGCUGACCUUCCUGUGGGAGGUGGUGGGCUACGUGGAGGGGCUCUUCUUCAAGGACCUCAAACAGACCAUGAAGAAGGAGCAGUGUGAGGUCAAGCUGCUGGUCACUGCAUCCAUGCCAGGAACCAAGACCCUGGUAGUCCACGGGCAGAAUGAGUGUGACAUUCCUACCCAGUUGCCUGUACAUGAAGACACUCAGUUUGAAGCCUUGCUCAAGGAGUGUUUGGAGUUCUUCAACAUUCCCGAGUCUCGGUCGGCACACUACUUCCUCAUGGACAAGCGCUGGAACCUCAUUCACUAUUCCAAGACCUUUGUGAGGGACAUCUAUCCGUUCAGGAGGUCUGUGUCUCCCCAGCUCAACCUGGUCCACAUGCUGCCAGAGAAAGGACAGGAACUCAUUCAGAAACAGGUGUUUUCCCGUAAACUGGAGGAGGUGGGCCGUGUUCUCUUCCUCAUCUCCCUGACCCAGAACAUGCCGGCCAUCCACAAACAGUCCCAUGUGUCCAUGCUCCAAGAAGACCUGCUCCGCCUGCCCUCCUUCCCCCGCACGGCCAUCGACGGAGAGUUCUCUCUCUUCAGCGAGCCACAGGGCAAGGAGCUCUUCGGCCUGGACACUCUCCACAAAGUCCUGUGGAUCAAACUACUAGAAGAGAUGUUUCUGGGCAUGCCCAGUGAGUACCCGUGGGGGGACGAGAUCAUGCUCUUCCUGAACGUGUUCAACGGUGCCCUGCUGCUGCACCCCGAGGACAGCGCCCUCCUCAGGCAGUACACGGCUACUGCCAUCAACACGGCCGUUCACUUCAACCACCUGUUCUCCCUGAGUGGAUACCAGUGGCUCCUCCCCACCAUGUUGCAGUCCUAUGCUGACUAUGAGAGUAACCCACUGUAA
Molecule: messenger RNA, 1137 nt
Organism: Oncorhynchus masou masou (cherry salmon)
Lineage: Eukaryota; Metazoa; Chordata; Actinopteri; Salmoniformes; Salmonidae
Product: protein unc-80 homolog
Exons: 10
Coding region: 1-1137 (378 amino acids)
Biological process (GO): monoatomic cation homeostasis
Cellular component (GO): axon; cation channel complex
Molecular function (GO): monoatomic cation channel activity
Source: RefSeq, a predicted model, not a curated record